Molecule: messenger RNA, 682 nt
Organism: Triticum dicoccoides
Lineage: Eukaryota; Viridiplantae; Streptophyta; Magnoliopsida; Poales; Poaceae
Exons: 2
Coding region: 112-534 (140 amino acids)
Source: RefSeq, a predicted model, not a curated record
CACUGCACCUCUCGUCCUCCCACCGUACUACCGCAAGUGCAAAGUAGCUCACACAUCCAUCGGCGCCAGACUACUGACUCAGAUCCUCCACCGACCACCAGACCCAGACCGAUGGCUUCUUCUUCCGUGCUGCUCGGAGGAGGCGCGGGCGCCGCCGCCUUCACCGGCGCCGCUGCCGGCAAGGCUCUUCCCAGGCCGUGCUUCCUCGCCGCUCGCCCGCACACCGCCAGCGGUGGCCGCCUCUGCCUGCAAACCCCUCCUAGAGCGACUCCUGCUAACGACGCCGUCGAGACCGUGAAGGGGGCGGCCGGGGAGGCCGGAGACAAGGUCUCGGAAGGGGUGGACAGCGUGACGAAGGCGGCCAGCGACGCGGCGGGCAAGGUACAGGAGGCGGUAGAGGGCGCCGUGGAGGGAGCCAAGGACCUGGGCGAGAAGGCGAAGCAGGCGACGGAGGAGGCGUGGGACGCCACCAAAGACGCCGCACAGGGCGUCGCCGACGACGUCACCGCCGCGGUUGAGGAUGUGAGCAAAUGAGCUCAACAUUUGCGUAUCAGAUUGAAUAUUUAACAUGCAUGAUGUGCACGCGAGUGUCUUUUGUGGGUCACGUUAUUAAUGAUGUAUGCUUUGUAUAAGAGCUACAACGUUGGUCAAAAGUUGUGCUAAAAGAGCAUCUACAACCGCA